This is a messenger RNA of Wyeomyia smithii (pitcher-plant mosquito), 1707 nucleotides long. Its product is annotated as NADH-ubiquinone oxidoreductase 49 kDa subunit-like. Gene Ontology annotation, molecular function: NADH dehydrogenase (ubiquinone) activity; NAD binding; quinone binding. Gene Ontology annotation, biological process: mitochondrial electron transport, NADH to ubiquinone. Bases 169 to 1575 code for a protein of 468 amino acids. The record is from RefSeq and is a predicted model, not a curated record. The transcript has a single exon. NCBI's taxonomy places the organism in Eukaryota, Metazoa, Arthropoda, Insecta, Diptera, Culicidae.
UUAUGCUUUGACAGCCCACGUCCCUCAGUACGAAAAUUUGCGAAAAAGUGGCUAUCAAACCGAAAAACUUGCAAAGUUAACUCGGAAAGGUGUAGAUUUCUUUAAAAUUGUGUCGUUCUCGUAAAGUAGUCGCGGAUCCAUCAGCUGCAACUGCAUUUCGUUGGCAGGAUGGCCUUUUCGGUGCUUAAUUCGGUAGUUAAGCGGGCGGCUUCGAAUGUUUAUAUAACCAAUUGUUUGCUGAAAAACAGUGGAGCUUUAUAUAAUUCCCAGCAGGUUCGCAAUGCCGGGAAGUGGUUCCCGGACUCCGAGUUUAUCCAGCAGUUCAACUCGGCCGUAAUGUACCCGGACGAGGUUACGUCCAAAUGGAAGCUGCCUCCGUGGAACAGCAAGAUCGCUCCGGUCGAGAAGACAGUGCGAAAUGUUAAGCUGAACUUCGGUCCUCAGCAUCCAGCUGCUCACGGUGUGCUGCGUUUGGUUUUGGAGCUGGAUGGUGAAACCGUAAUGCGGGCUGAUCCGCACAUUGGUCUUUUGCAUCGCGGUACCGAGAAGCUUAUCGAGUAUAAGACGUAUACUCAAGCGUUGCCGUAUUUUGACCGGUUGGAUUACGUUUCGAUGAUGUGUAAUGAGCAGUGUUAUUCUUUGGCGGUGGAGAAGCUGCUGAACAUCGACGUUCCAUUGCGGGCCAAGUAUAUUCGUGUACUGUUUGCGGAGAUAACUAGGAUUCUAAACCAUAUUAUGGCUAUCGGAACUCAUGGAUUGGAUGUGGGUGCUAUGACUCCGUUCUUUUGGCUGUUCGAGGAACGCGAGAAAUUAAUGGAGUUUUAUGAGCGUGUGUCCGGUGCCCGUAUGCAUGCUGCAUACAUUCGACCGGGUGGAGUUUCGUUGGAUAUACCGCUUGGACUGUUGGAUGAUAUUUACGAAUUUUCUGCCAAGUUUGGAGAGCGGUUGGAUGAGGUAGAGGAUGUUCUUACAACCAACCGCAUCUGGGUGCAGCGUACGCAAGAUAUUGGCGUUGUAUCAGCUGAGGAUGCUUUGAACUACGGUUUUAGUGGUGUGAUGCUCAGAGGAUCUGGAAUUAAGUGGGAUCUUCGCAAGUCCCAGCCGUAUGAUGUUUAUGAUCGGAUGGAAUUUGAUGUUCCGAUUGGAACCAAGGGUGAUUGCUACGAUCGCUAUUUGUGCCGUGUUGAAGAAAUGCGUCAGUCCCUGCGUAUUAUCGAUCAGUGUCUGAACCAGAUGCCAGCUGGAGAAAUCCGAACGGACGAUGCUAAACUGUGUCCGCCGACCCGUGCCGAAAUGAAGAACUCUAUGGAAGCGCUGAUUCAUCACUUCAAGUUGUUUACUCAGGGCUACCAAGUACCGCCAGGAUCCACGUACACCGCUAUCGAAGCCCCUAAGGGAGAGUUUGGGGUCUACUUAGUCUCCGAUGGAUCCAGCAAACCGUACCGCUGCAAAAUCAAGGCUCCGGGUUUUGCCCAUCUGGCGGCACUUGAUAAAGUUGGCAGACACCACAUGCUUGCUGAUAUCGUGGCUAUUAUUGGAACACUGGACGUCGUGUUCGGUGAAAUCGAUCGUUAAUAAUUGUUAUACGAAGCAAACGAACAGUAGACAGACAUAGUGCGCGCUGAAAUCAAAUUUUAACUGAGAUAUUUCGUGUAAACUAUUGAAGUAAACAGCGGAAGAAUAAAGAACUUGUUUGUGGAAUGAAAA